Lotus japonicus is the source of this 1454-nucleotide messenger RNA. Its product is annotated as GDSL esterase/lipase At3g48460. Bases 63 to 1226 code for a protein of 387 amino acids. NCBI's taxonomy places the organism in Eukaryota, Viridiplantae, Streptophyta, Magnoliopsida, Fabales, Fabaceae. The transcript is spliced from 2 exons. The record is from RefSeq and is a predicted model, not a curated record. Gene Ontology annotation, molecular function: hydrolase activity, acting on ester bonds.
GAUCAAUAGCACAAACAUCACAGCAACAACUCUUCCAAAAACACUUAAGGUAGCCAUUUGAAAUGGCUUCUUAUGUGGUAUCUAUCUCUUCAAUCACCCUCAUCACCAUCUGCAUACUCUCCUCAGUUUUAUUACCUCCUUCUGCAGCAGCAGCAACUGUGCAUCAGGAGGACCCAGCAGCAAGACCCUUCAACAAGAUAUACGCCUUCGGCGACUCCUUCACGGACACCGGCAACACCAAGAACGCUGAAGGUCCUAGCGGCUUUGGCCAUGUAUCAAACUCUCCCUACGGCACCACUUUCUUCAACCAUUCCACCAAUAGGUACUGUGAUGGAAGGCUUGUGAUUGACUUUGUAACAGAAUCACUUUCCUUGCCGUACCUUCAACCUUACCGUCACAGCAAAAAAAGCAAUGACAGUACUUUUGGUGUGAACUUUGCUGUUGCUGGUUCCACAGCAAUAAACCAUAUGUUCUUUGUCAUGAACAACCUUUCCCUUGACAUCACUCCUCAGAGCAUCCAAACACAGAUGCUGUGGUUUAACAGGUACCUAGAGAGCCAAAAGUGUAUAGGAGUGGAAUCAAAGUGUAAAGAUUUUGAUGACACUCUUUUUUGGUUUGGUGAGAUUGGAGUCAAUGACUAUGCCUACACUCUUGGAUCUUCAGUCUCAGGUGACACCAUAAGGAAGCUUGCAAUAAGCACAGUCUCAGGAGCUUUACAGACAUUGCUUCAGAAGGGUGCAAAAUACCUAGUUGUGCAGGGUUUGCCACUAACUGGGUGCUUGCCACUGGCUAUGUAUCUGGCUUCUGAAGAUGACAGGGAUGACAUUGGAUGUGUGAAAAGUGUCAACAACCAAAGCUACACUCACAACCUUGUGCUGCAAGCCAAAUUACAGGAAUUCAGGAAGCAGUACCCAAAUGCCACCAUAGUUUAUGCUGAUUACUGGAACGCCUACCGCGCUGUUAUGAAGAAUCCAAGCAAGUAUGGAUUCAAAGAGGUGUUUGAAGUCUGCUGUGGAUCAGGAGAUCCACCUUACAAUUUCAGCAUUUUCGCCACAUGCGGCACGCCUAAUGCCACGGUUUGCACAAGCCCUUCCCAACACAUUAACUGGGAUGGUGUUCAUCUCACAGAAGCCAUGUAUAAGGCUGUUUCUGAAAUGUUUCUUCAAGGAAACUUCACCCAACCUCCUUUUAAUUUUUUGUUGGAAAGAAAACAGAGUCAGGGGUGAAUGGUUCACCCAAGAAGAAUCAUGUUAGGAGUUUGCUUGUUCUUAUGGCGUUUAUGCGUUUGCUAGCGUAACUACUUGUGAGAGAAUCAUAUUUUAUCUUUUUACUAGAACUCGUUGUAUUUGUUUCAUUUCCCAAUUCCCAUAGCUAUAUCUUAAACUAGAGAGAUUCUCAGAAAGAAAGUCAGAUUGGUGAAAAAUGAAGAAUCCUAAACAUAUAUUUUUAGUGCA